Lampris incognitus (smalleye Pacific opah) is the source of this 453-nucleotide messenger RNA. RefSeq names its product caveolin-3-like. Bases 1 to 453 code for a protein of 150 amino acids. The record is from RefSeq and is a predicted model, not a curated record. Gene Ontology annotation, cellular component: caveola. Gene Ontology annotation, biological process: regulation of membrane potential; caveola assembly. The transcript is spliced from 2 exons. Lineage: Eukaryota; Metazoa; Chordata; Actinopteri; Lampriformes; Lampridae. Gene Ontology annotation, molecular function: molecular adaptor activity; connexin binding; transmembrane transporter binding.
AUGGCCGACAUCAACCACAGCCUGGAGAAAAAAAUAAAGAUGGACAUUCACACCAGAGAGAUAGACCUCACCAGCAGGGACCCAAAGCGGAUCAAUGAAGAUGUUGUUAAGGUGGACUUUGAAGAUGUGAUUGCGGAGCCUGAUGGCACACACAGCAUGGACGGGGUGUGGAAACUCAGCUACACCACCUUCACUGUGUCCAAGUACUGGUGCUACCGCAUCCUGUCGGCCAUCUUGGGCAUCCCCGUGUCUCUGCUGUGGGGCUUCUUGUUCGCCUGUCUGUCCUUCUGCCACAUCUGGGCCGUUAUGCCUUGCAUUAAGAGCUGCGUGAUCGAGUCCCAAUGUCUGAGCCGUAUCUACUCGCUAACCGUGCGGACCUUCUGCGACCCGCUCUUUGAGGCCGUGGGCAAGAUAUUUAGUGGUAUGAGGGUGGCUCUACGCAAGGAGGUGUAA